This is a messenger RNA of Sclerotinia sclerotiorum 1980 UF-70, 306 nucleotides long. RefSeq lists its product with no specific name. NCBI's taxonomy places the organism in Eukaryota, Fungi, Ascomycota, Leotiomycetes, Helotiales, Sclerotiniaceae. The record is from RefSeq and is a predicted model, not a curated record. The transcript is spliced from 2 exons. The coding region runs from base 1 to 306 and encodes 101 amino acids.
AUGUCUGACUUGCACGGAUUCAACUUACAUUCUCUUCUGAGGGAUUGUUCAAUUGACGGUAGACGUGGUAGAAAGGAGGGAAAGAGGAGGUUGAAGGGUUGGAGAGUUGAAGAAUCGAAGAAUGGAGAAAGUGAGGAGAGCAAUUCAGGAAUUGAGCAGAGGGAGACAGGAAUUGAGGAGAGGAAGACACGAAUUGAAGAGUUGAGGAGAGGAAGAGAAAGGGAGGAAGAGAAAGGGAGGAAGAGAAAGGGAGGAAGAGAAAGGGAGGAAGAGAAAGGGAGGAAGAGUUGUAGAUUGAGGAGUUGA